UGCCUCGGUGCCCGUGGUCCGGCCCGCCUGGUGCCUCGGUGCCCGUGGUUUGGCCUUGUGCCUCGGUGCCCGCUGUCGUGCCAGAUGACUCAGUGCCCGCUGUCGUGCCAGAUGACUCGGUGCCCGCUGUCGUGCCAGAUGACCCGGUGCCCGCUGUUGUGCCAGAUGACCCGGUGCCCGAUGUCGUGCCAGUUGACUCGGUGCCCGCUGUCGAGCUUGGUGACUCAGUGCCUGCUGCCUCACCUGAUGGCCCGGUGCUUGCUGCCUUGUCUGAUGGCCCGGUGCCUGCUGCUCCGCCUGAUG
This is a messenger RNA of Staurois parvus, 303 nucleotides long. NCBI's taxonomy places the organism in Eukaryota, Metazoa, Chordata, Amphibia, Anura, Ranidae. The record is from the annotation of a GenBank genome assembly.